Messenger RNA from Eremomyces bilateralis CBS 781.70, 628 nucleotides. Its product is annotated as cytidine deaminase-like protein. Gene Ontology annotation, biological process: tRNA wobble adenosine to inosine editing. Gene Ontology annotation, molecular function: tRNA-specific adenosine-34 deaminase activity; zinc ion binding. The coding region runs from base 46 to 585 and encodes 179 amino acids. Lineage: Eukaryota; Fungi; Ascomycota; Dothideomycetes; Eremomycetales; Eremomycetaceae. The transcript is spliced from 5 exons. Gene Ontology annotation, cellular component: cytoplasm; nucleus. The record is from RefSeq and is a predicted model, not a curated record.
UUUCACGAGAGAUCCGGACCUUUCGGCUCGGACUAUGCUGAAAUCAUGGCCGUGAAAUUCACCGAGGAAGACGAAGCGUUUAUGAAAGAGGCUCUACUCAUGGGAGAAAGUGCGCUGGAAAACGACGAGACACCAGUGGGAUGUGUUUUCAUCCACGACGGCGCCGUUCUCGGACGAGGAAUGAAUGAAACGAACAAGUCGCUAAAUGGGACUCGUCAUGCAGAGCUUGUAGCCAUAGAGCAAAUUCUCAGGAAGUAUUCCCUGCAAAUAUUGAAAGAGACGGUGCUUUACGUCACGGUUGAGCCGUGCAUUAUGUGUGCAUCGGCUCUCCGUCAGUACGGCGUGAAGAAGGUAUACUUUGGAUGCCACAAUGACAGGUUUGGGGGAACAGGAAGCGUGCUAGAGAUUCAUAGCGAUCCCAGCAUUGACCCGCCUCUUGAAGUAAGGGGAGGGCUAUAUAGAGAGGAAGCCAUCAUGCUCCUGAGGAGAUUCUAUGUACAGGAAAACGUAAAAGCCCCCGAUCCAAAGCAGAAGAAGACUAGAGAGCUCAAAACCGAGAUCCUCCCUCUGGACAUCAACAAAUGAUGAUCCUCAGUUCCAACACCAAAAGUCAAUACCUGUCGCUCGG